Beauveria bassiana ARSEF 2860 is the source of this 1890-nucleotide messenger RNA. RefSeq lists its product as uncharacterized. The transcript has a single exon. NCBI's taxonomy places the organism in Eukaryota, Fungi, Ascomycota, Sordariomycetes, Hypocreales, Cordycipitaceae. The coding region runs from base 1 to 1890 and encodes 629 amino acids. The record is from RefSeq and is a predicted model, not a curated record.
AUGCUUCGACAAUUGCCCUACUCUGGCUUCCCAAUGCCUCGUUUAACAACCCGACGCUUGACUAUCCUUCUGGUCGCUGUCUCUGUUUCUUCUUUUCUUUUCGUCACUCUUCUUACUUCCGCGGUGCCGUCGUCCCCGAGCCUGUCCCACCCCGAGCGAAAGACGUCAACAGAACCCCGAGUUCCCGACGCAGCCGCCAAGAACGCGCAACAGCCAGUCACCCCUCUAUCGCAACCGCCGCCCCGUCAGAGCGACGAUGCAUAUGCAAGAUCGUCGUGGCUCACAGACCCUCGGGCUCUGUCUCAGGUCUUUUCUAGUGAAAGAACAAUUGACAAUAGCAGAGUGCUCCUACCGAUUCUGGAGAUUCGCCAACCAAUAUACUGCUACUACGAUGCGCUUGAUAAAACAUCCGCCGCCGAAAAUGAUACAGACACUGAGCUGCUGCUCAUGUGGCGACGUGCCUGGUGGGCGCGCGGUUUCAGACCAUUGAUUCUCGGCCCAGAUGAGGCAAAGAGCAAUCCCCUCUAUUCGAAGCUCGAAACCUUGAAUGUCAGGGGCGAGCUAAAGAACGAACUGUUGCGCUGGCUCGCAUGGGAUACAAUGGACGGAGGCCUGCUUUCCCAGCCUGUACUAUUCCCAAUGGGCACCGACUACGAAUUUCUGCCCUCUCUUCGCCGCGGCCAAUACAACAUCUUGUCCAGGGCGGGCAACAUGUCCAGCGCGCUGUUCUGGGGCUCCAGAGAACAGGUGCAUGCUGCCGUUCGGACAGCGAUGGACUCGGCCAACCUUGACUCUGCCAGCUCUCUGCUAGACAUUCUGACUGCCGAUGUAAUACGGGAGCAAGAGACUCCGCCUGUGCUGGCUUUUUACAAUGCCACCACAAUCGCCAAAAAGUACCCCAAGCUUGUCCUCGAUAAGAACAAGCACCGAUUCGGUUCAUUACGCAACGAGCUUAUCAAUGCGCAUCUACAGUCUUCCUGGCAAAACUCUUUCGCAUUGGGUAUCGAUGUCAUCAAGCCGUUUCCCGAACAUAUGAAUACCAUGGUACGCAAUGCGACAGAUCUAGCCAACGCUCUGGCAUCGUGUCCGCCAACACCUCUUGCCGGCUCGUGUCCUCCCAACAUACCUAAAUGCGGUCCUUGCGGCGCUACAACGCCGUUAGUUAUCAAUACUCCAAAGACAUUCAUGAACGAAAGCAACGUAUUUACCAUUGGUAUGGUUCCCCAUCCAUGGACACGCACCGCUCUGGCCAACAUGCAGAACGGCUUCAACGCAACCAUCAUCCAUGAGGAUGUGCGCGACAGUUGGUUGUCUUCCGUGACCGAGGGCUUGGUGGGCAGCCACCGAUCCCGGUACUCGCAAGUCCUGCAAUUCAAAAAGGCCGUGUCGGGCGACACCGCCGAUACGCGCUCACUCUGGUUCACCGUCGAGGAUCCGUUUCCCACCGAGCUUGACUGGUACUUUGGCUUUUCCAUUCCGCAAAAGAUUAUUGACGACGGCCGCUCCGAGAGCCCAGUGCCCUCGGAUCACAUCAACGACAAGGAUCGCCCCGACCUCGCCUUUGGGCCCAAGGCCACCACCGAGCUGGACAGGGAGCGAGAGCUCGUUGUCCUCGAACGCGCCAAGGACGUCGUGGCCCUGCCGCGCGCCACCACCGACACGCGCCGCCGCGCCUCGCUCGAGGCCUGGCACAUGGCCGACACGGAAGCUUGGCGGUUCGCGCGCGCCACCCACGACCGCCGCACGCUCGAGCGCAAGCAGUGGGAGGAUGGGGCCAAGUACACGGGAAAGCAGCGCCUCAUCAGCGACGCUGGGUGGACGCCCGGCAUGAAUGUGACGCGCGGGAACCAGCGCAAGGAAGCGGAGAGAAAGGCCAAGGCACGAGACUAA